AUGCUGACGAUUCGACUUACAAGAUAUAGGACUCUAGUAUCUAGCAGGAACUCUUCAUAUGUGAUCCCUACACUCACCUCAUCAUCAUCGUCAUUCUCAACAAAAUCAUCAGCCUCAGCUUCAGCCUCAGCCUCAGACAACCAUGUUGGUGAUGAUGACAUAGAUAGCGAAGCAUUGGGACAAGGCAAACACUUUAAUAUACAUAAACCAGUAUUGUUGAAACAGGUCAUUGAUAGGCUACACUUGAAAUCAGGUGCUUGCUAUAUCGAUGCUACGUUUGGUUUGGGUGGACAUAGUACUAGUAUACUGGAUACAUGUCCAGACUGCUUUGUGAUCGGUAUCGAUCGAGACCCCAACGUGUUUAACCUUACCAAGCAACUGCGACAACGAUACAAAGACAGACUGAUCACUGUACAAGGACCAUUCAGUGAGCUCUCCACCCUACUCAAAGAGAACAACUUACAUACCAUCCCCAUCAGCGGCAUUCUCUUUGACUUUGGCGUAUCAUCCUAUCAACUUGACAGUGCAGAGCGUGGCUUCUCAUUCAGGAAGGACUUGGAUGGACCCUUGGACAUGAGGAUGGACAAUCAGUCAAGUAGGCUAUCCGCAUAUGAAAUUGUUAAUGGCUUCAACAACAGACAGUUAAGAGACAUUAUGUAUUAUUAUGGCGAGGAACGACACACAAAGAAGGUGGCAGAGGAGAUCAUACGAAGAAGAAGUAUCGCGCCUAUUGCGACGACUAAUCAAUUGGUGGAGAUCAUAGAGAGUUGUAUACCAUAUCCCGCGGCAUUAAAGUCCAUCUCUAGGAUCUUCCGAUCACUUAGGAUGUAUGUUAAUGACGAGACGGGCGAGGUACGCAAAGGACUACUCGAAGCCGAGAAGAUAUUACAACCAAAUGGUCAUCUGGUGGCUAUCUCCUUCCAUUCGAUCGAAGAUCGUAUUGUCAAGCGAUUCCUAAAGAAUCGCAAGUCUGCCUCGUUUGACUUUGUGGACGGAAGUGAUCCAGUCUACGCCGACGAACAAGAGAUUGAAUGGAAUGCAAGAUCAAAGCCGGCUGUCCUACGCAGUGCCAUGAGGACACAAAAGCCUGUGGCCAACAGCAAAGAAGUGGACGGAGACGAAGACGACCAGCUUGUAUUCAAGUGGUAA
Acytostelium subglobosum LB1 is the source of this 1149-nucleotide messenger RNA. RefSeq lists its product as hypothetical. The transcript is spliced from 3 exons. Lineage: Eukaryota; Evosea; Eumycetozoa; Acytosteliales; Acytosteliaceae. Bases 1 to 1149 code for a protein of 382 amino acids. Gene Ontology annotation, molecular function: rRNA (cytosine-N4-)-methyltransferase activity. Gene Ontology annotation, biological process: rRNA base methylation. The record is from RefSeq and is a predicted model, not a curated record.